AUGAACAGUGCCGAAUUAUAUCAUAAGAGCAACACGCUGCAAAAGAGGGAUGCCCGACAAUGUUUAGAAGAGUAUGCAAAAAAAAUUAAAUGGAAAAACGACGGUGAUGCCGUUAUAGAUAUCGGUUGCGGAGAUGGAAGCGUCACCACCAGUAUACUGAAAACUUUCUUACCAAAUAACUGCAAGGAGCUCGUAGGAUGCGACAUUAGCGAGAAAAUGAUACAGUUUGCUAACGAACAUCACGCCAUGGAUAAUACCAGCUUCACGCAGCUCGACAUAGAAGGUGAACUGCCUGACGAACUUCGUGAAAGAUUCCAUCACGCAUUUUCUUUUUACACUCUACAUUGGGUUAGACAACAGGAAACAGCAUUUUCAAAUAUCUACGACCUUCUAGUGAGGGGUGGCGACUGUCUUUUGGUAUUUCUUGGUCACAUGCCGGUAUUCGACGUAUACAGACUCCUUGCCAGAUCAACUCGUUGGAGUUUCUGGCUGAAAGACGUGGACCGAUAUGUAUCGCCAUAUCACGAUUGUCAGGAUCCUGAGAAAGAUAUAAAGAGGAUGAUGACGACCAUAGGAUUCAAAAACGUGGAAGUCAAAUGUGUUCAGAAACUAUUCGUGUACACUAGCGUGGAAGCCGUUAAAAAGGCGGUGAAUGCCGUUAAUCCGUUUAAAAUACCGAUAGAAAUGCAGGAAGAAUUUUUAGAGGAUUAUGUUAAAAUAGUUCGAGAUAUGCAGCUCGUGGAUCACGUAAAUAACAACGUAGACGGACCUGUCCACGUGAGAACCAACUAUAACCUCAUUAUAGUAUAUGGUAAAAAGUAA
Messenger RNA from Danaus chrysippus (African queen), 822 nucleotides. NCBI's taxonomy places the organism in Eukaryota, Metazoa, Arthropoda, Insecta, Lepidoptera, Nymphalidae. The record is from the annotation of a GenBank genome assembly.